This is a messenger RNA of Colias croceus (clouded yellow), 1939 nucleotides long. RefSeq names its product pyruvate dehydrogenase (acetyl-transferring) kinase, mitochondrial (gene Pdk). Gene Ontology annotation, biological process: protein phosphorylation; regulation of glucose metabolic process. The coding region runs from base 176 to 1390 and encodes 404 amino acids. The transcript is spliced from 10 exons. Gene Ontology annotation, molecular function: pyruvate dehydrogenase (acetyl-transferring) kinase activity. Lineage: Eukaryota; Metazoa; Arthropoda; Insecta; Lepidoptera; Pieridae. The record is from RefSeq and is a predicted model, not a curated record. Gene Ontology annotation, cellular component: mitochondrion.
UUUGUAUUGCGACGGAGUUGUUGUGUUUAUUAGUGAUGAUAAAAAAUUGAUACAACAUUUCGCUGAAUAUAAAACACUAUGUUUUGCAAUCAACUUUAGUAUUUUUCGAUACUAUCGAACAAUAACUAAUACUCUUUCGUAUUUUGUGCUGUGUUUUUAAUUGAAAUCAAUAAAAAUGAGGCUGGCGGGCACGAUUUUUAGCAAUGUGACGAAGAUGUUGGACUUUUAUUCACAAUUUAAUCCAUCGCCGCUCUCAAUAAAGCAGUUUAUAGAUUUUGGUUUAAACGCUUGCGAGCGGAAGUCCUACCUUUUCCUCAGGAAGGAGCUACCAGUGAGAUUAGCGAACAUAAUGAAAGAGAUAGCACUAUUACCCGCCAAUUUACUGCGGAUGCCGUCAGUGGGUCUCGUCAACCAAUGGUACGAGCGGUCCUUCGAGGAGAUCAUUGAGUUUGAGAAGAUGGAGCCGGAGCAGCCAGUGUUGAGCUCGUUUUGCGAGCGCCUAAUCCACAUACGCAACCGCCACGCGGACGUUGUACAAACGAUGGCGCAAGGCGUGCUCGAACUGAAGGAAUCGCAUGAAGUGGACCCAGGGAUCGAGAGCUCGAUACAGUACUUCCUUGAUCGGUUCUAUAUGAGCAGGAUAUCUAUACGGAUGCUGAUCAACCAGCACACAUUACUCUUCGGCGAACAGAUCGGUUCAAAACAAGCCUCAGUGAACGGUAUGGGCAAUGGAGGUCGUCACAUCGGCUCCAUAGACCCGGCAUGUGACGUCGCAGCGGUAGUACGGGACGCGUACGAGAACGCAAGGUUCCUCUGCGAUAGAUACUAUCUGGCGUCGCCUGAACUGGAGCUAUUGCAGAAUGGUGUGCCAAGCGAACGUCCAAUGCCUAUAAUCUACGUACCAUCCCAUCUCUAUCACAUGCUGUUCGAGCUAUUCAAGAAUGCGAUGAGAGCAGUCAUGGAGACAUACGAGAAUUCCCCGCCACCGGUCACUGUCAACAUUGUACAGGGGAAGGAGGAUAUAUCGGUCAAAAUGUCAGACCGCGGCGGUGGUAUCCCCCGCAGCGUGACAGACCUUCUGUUCAAGUACAUGUACAGUACGGCGCCGCAACCUUCCAAGUCUGAUUCCCAUACCGUUCCGCUGGCUGGUUACGGCUACGGUCUGCCAAUUUCGCGGUUAUACGCGCGUUAUUUCCACGGCGAUCUCGUGUUGAUGUCCUGCGAAGGGUUCGGCACGGAUGCCGUUAUUUAUUUGAAGGCGUUAUCAAACGAAGCGAACGAACUGCUCCCGAUAUUCAACCGAACAUCGAGCAAGUUCUACCGCUCGGGGCCGGUGCUGGCGGACUGGUCGGCGCCCGUACCUCGCCCGUCCCUCUCGCACUCGGCGUAGCGCUGCGGGAGCGAGCGGGACGGCGAUAGUGGCCAGUGACGGUAGUUUUUGGUGAAGCAUAUCCCGCUGGCAUACCUUAUAGUUGUAGCAGUCUCUACGUAUUUUUGUAUAGAAUCGUCGUAAAAGAAUAUGACCUUGUUUAGAUAUAUAUAUUAAAUACAUACAUACAUACAUAUAAUAAAAUGGGAACUAGUACAUAAUCUAUUCCGUAUAUAGCGUAGUUAUUUCACACGAAAUAUUAGUUACACACGCACGGAUAGAUGUAGUUACUCCCCUACACAUUUUGACUAAAAAGUGAGAGAUUGUAUUACGAAUAAAUGUAGUAAAUUUAUUAUGGGACUAAAUACAUAUGCUGUCAAAGCUAGAUGUAUGUAGACCCUAAAGGUUAGUGCACACAGACAAGUUUAAAAAUUAUUAAUAAGGAUAUUGUAUUCAUCUAUUUUAGAACAUUUUUCACACACAAAUUUUACAAUGCAAAAUAUUCGUACUUUGAAUUUUCUAUAAUAAUUAUCUUUGUAAUGUGUGCACUAACCUUAAUAACUUAUUUUG